AUGAUCGAAACCAUCAUUAGCAUCGCGUUCUACAUCUCCACCGCCAUAACCCUCUUGAUCUGCAUGCUCCCAUCGCAAUAUGGCACCACUACAAAAGACAAGCCCAUCGCAAAAGAUGACUCCCCGUCAAAAACAAACGCCCAGAUCCUCGUCCUGGGCGACAUCGGUCGCAGUCCGCGCAUGCAGUACCACGCCCUCAGCAUCGCCCGCGGAGGGGGUCAAGUCGAUAUAAUCGGAUAUCACGAAUCCGAACUCCACCCCGACAUCUCAUCUCACCCCCGGAUAUCCAUCGUCGCCCUCCCCCCUCACCCCGCCUACCUACAAACUAGCCACAAGCUCCUCUUCCUGCUCUUCGCCCCGUUGAAGGUCCUCUUCCAAGUCGCUUGUCUGUGGACGGCAUUGGCAUACCGCACCAAGCCUGCCAAAUGGCUCCUCGUUCAGAAUCCCCCGUCGAUUCCCUCCCUGGCCAUCGCGUCUGCGGUGUGCUUCCUGCGCCAGACGUUCCUGGUCAUUGACUGGCAUAACUUCGGAUAUACGAUUCUGACGCUGAAGCUCGGAGACGGACAUCCGUUGGUGCGCAUUUCCAAGUGGUAUGAGCGGAGAUUUUGCAGGUCUGCGACGGCGCAUCUGUGUGUCACGUCCGCCAUGGCGUCUGUUUUGAGGAAGGACUUCCGUCUCCAGGCUCCUGUUCUGCCUCUGCAUGAUCGACCUGCUAGCCAUCUUCGACCAAUCGCGGAUACGAACAUCAGACGGGAAUUCCUCGCCGCGCUGCCAGAAGCACAAUCGGUGCGGCCGCUUAUACUCUCCGGAAACAUUCGAGUGCUGGUCAGCUCGACCUCCUGGACCGCAGACGAAGACUUCUCCCUUCUCAUCGACGCCCUCUGUCGCUACUCAGAGCUGUCAAAGACCAGCAAGCCGGUAUUACCGCCCAUCCUGGCGAUCAUAACAGGCAAAGGCCCACAGAAGGAAAUGUACGUGAACCAGAUCGCGGAACUCGAGCGAGCAGGCCGGCUCGAGAACGCCACUAUCCGCACUGCCUGGCUGAGCACACCCGACUAUGCGCAGCUCUUGGCCUCCGCGUCGCUGGGCGUCAGUCUGCACACUAGCAGCAGCGGUGUUGACUUGCCCAUGAAAGUAGUCGAUAUGUUCGGCGCUGGCUUGCCGGUUGUCGGCUGGAACCGCUUCGAGGCGUGGCCGGAGCUCGUCACGGAGGGUCUGAACGGGAAGGGCUUCGGUAGCUCUGAGCAGCUGGUAGAGCAGCUCGUUGAGCUCUUCGGGGACCCGUCCAAACUGGAGACCUUGCGCACUGGUGCGCUCGAAGAGAGUAACCGUCGCUGGGACGACGAGUGGAACCCCGUAGCCGGGAAGCUGCUGGGGUUGUACCCAGCAUAA
Messenger RNA from Aspergillus campestris IBT 28561, 1392 nucleotides. RefSeq names its product chitobiosyldiphosphodolichol beta-1,4 mannosyltransferase. Gene Ontology annotation, molecular function: mannosyltransferase activity. Lineage: Eukaryota; Fungi; Ascomycota; Eurotiomycetes; Eurotiales; Aspergillaceae. Gene Ontology annotation, cellular component: endoplasmic reticulum. The coding region runs from base 1 to 1392 and encodes 463 amino acids. The transcript has 2 exons. The record is from RefSeq and is a predicted model, not a curated record.